AUGCUAUCAUUUAAAAUUAUACCGUCAAGAGCUGUCUACAGACAAUGUCAAUCAAAAUCCAUUCAAAGAGUGUUGUUGUCAACUUCAAUCUCUAGAUCAAAUAAUGCUCAAGAAAUAGAGAAAGUUAAGCAUCUAUUGGAGACUAAAAUGUCAGAAAUUAGAGAUGCAGAAGCUAAAAGGCAAAUUGAAGACCAAAAACCAAAAUUAUCAGAUUUUUCAAGGCCAAUUGUUUCUACACUUAUAAUUGGUUCAAUUGCAUAUUUGAGUUUCCAUUGGGUUUGGUGGUAUUUGGAAAAAGAAGAACGUGAAAAAGAACUGAAAACUAAAGAGGAAGAAUUAGCUAAAAUCGCACCAGUUAGAGACUCUACAGAAGUAAACAAAAAAUCAUGGUUUAGAUUCUGGAGAUAA
Hansenula ciferrii is the source of this 408-nucleotide messenger RNA. It is a transcript of the gene INA17, whose product is annotated as Ina17p. Bases 1 to 408 code for a protein of 135 amino acids. The record is from RefSeq and is a predicted model, not a curated record. Lineage: Eukaryota; Fungi; Ascomycota; Saccharomycetes; Phaffomycetales; Wickerhamomycetaceae. The transcript has 3 exons.